Molecule: messenger RNA, 3740 nt
Organism: Varroa destructor (honeybee mite)
Lineage: Eukaryota; Metazoa; Arthropoda; Arachnida; Mesostigmata; Varroidae
Product: PI-PLC X domain-containing protein 3-like
Biological process (GO): lipid metabolic process
Molecular function (GO): phosphoric diester hydrolase activity
Source: RefSeq, a predicted model, not a curated record
GGCUAUCAUCAUAUAUACUGUUAUAGAAGUUCAGCGGAAUGACAUAACAAACACCAUCUUAUAUUAUAACAGUGAUUUUUUCAGUUGGAUUUGAGCUAGAUAUUAUAUAAGACGUACGAUCAACCUACUGCGCGCUAAAAGAACGAUAUGAUUCUUUCGAUGCUAUGGCCAUAUAGACAUUGUUCGUUGUGUUUCUUUAUCUUUAUACAUCUGAUUUUUCUUUUUUCCAUCAUCAACUUCUGUAAAGCCAGAACUUCCGCUCGAUCUACCAUUCGUUUUAAUCGAUUAAAUGACCCAUUAUUAUGACACCGUUGCAUUUUUUUCACGCCAUUUACUAUCGUAGUCAUAAGUACGCGCAGUCAUCUGUGUGGUACGCUACCCUCGAUAGUGACAUUUCCAAAUAAAUUCUAAUUAUCUUUCAAUACUUACACGCAUUAGUUAUGCACUAUUGAGUGCGGUGGUCCAUCACUGCUCGUACGCUUACUCAAGAAAAGUCUUUUUUGUGUCGUACAGUUGAAAUAUAUAAAUACCUUAAUAAAAAGACAUUGAUCCUCUUACUGAUUUCUACUACUUUUACGUUUGUUGUUCGAUGACUUGUUCACUGAUCCAAAGAGCCGUAUGUUUGUUGGCGUAUAGCUCCUCUUUUUGUCCGGAUCUGACUCAGCAUCAGAAUGCCCCCAUCUUGUUCGCGGUAGCGCCCGAAGGCCUUUUUGUUGUUGUUUCAUCGUCGUACGUCUAGAUCAUUUCCCGCAAGUGAGAACGCUUUUGAGAUGAAGACGAUGCACUCACACACAUCUGCGCGGCCGACCGUAACGGUCGUAUGAAGCGGGUGAGUCGUCAGUAGGUACUCAGGCUGGCUGCACUAGCGGUACGUGUACCCAACAGCAGAAUCGUGGCUGUUGCCCUGUAGCUUUAGCCGCACGCCGACACAACUGACGGCGUUUUGCUGUGCCGACGCUUACAGUUUCUCAUGGGCGGCGUCCGUGGUCGGUUACUCUCGUGCUGUACCGUUACGUCACUAACGAUAGGAACGGAGAUGGCACAGGUAACACAGCCAACGUUAACGACAACAACGGUGACAAGACGAUCGCUUCCCUUCCAGAAUAUCAGGAGGUGGCGAGGGAUUCUAGAAGAGGGAGAACAGGCUACCGCUGCGACGAGCCGGCGUUGUAAUAGAGCCUAUCAACCAACAGUAGCAUCUUCACCGCGACCAGCCAUUGGCCCACGCCUAAAACACAUUUCACAAGUACGCCGGUGCUCCAGUCGCGCUUGGAACCAGCCAAACGGUCUGGCGCUAGAAUUCUGAGGCUGUGUAUAUUUAUUCAGUAGUAAUUGCAGGUUGAUUCGAACUAGAGAACGAAUGACGUCUAGUUGACGUUAGACUUCUAAUUGGAGACAUUAGAAAAGCGCAUCGCACACCCACCGUCUAGGACGCUAGUAAAACACAACCGGUAUAAAUAGUGCGUUCGUGGCAAGAAGUUUCUAACUUCUGUCGUUCGGGGGUUUAGUCGAAACGGCGAAUUUACUACGUACAACAACAUAAUGACAGAUAUCGAUAAACUUUCCGACCACUAAUCAGACCUUGUGACGUGCUUUAAAAACACAGAAGGACAGGUCCGCCGUUAAAUUGUCUAGUUAUUUAUAGAAGGCAGGAAAACAUCGCCAAAAGUAAAGAAACAACAGAAAAAACCGAAGUGGAAAAAAUCUGCUUGGAAGAGUUCAGACAGAUGUACACGCCGAUUACAGAGAUAUCGAAAUAUAAUGCAUCGGUAAUUGGACGUUCGCGAUAUAACCCGUUAUUCUAACGGCUGGUCGGGCGGAUUGCCCGUCAGGGUUGUCCGGAAUUUGCGGUUGUCAAUUAGCUAUGCGGCUUCAGCGGCGAUGGCGGCUUGCGCCUUCUUCAACCCGAACCGUUUCCGCGGCUUUAAUCGCCUUUACGCUACUGAUUGAUGCGACGGCAAUUAUUGCCUAUGAUCCAUACGACUAUCGAGAGGAAUACAACCUCGCCAAUGUCGAACCUGAACCAGAGGUGUUCAUCACGCUUUCAGCGGCUGUCGUGAAGAGCCGCGGAGGUCUGGCGGAACGGCGAAUUCAGCUGAAUUGGUUUAAUAUCGACGUGCGACACGCUAGCUCAAGGCACAGUCUAGGUCACAACCACACGCUCUACCUCCUGCGAAGGCCGGCGGGUUUAUUUAGAAUAGAUGAGGACGCCGUAUUUAAGCGAGAUAUUGGCCUGCAAAGCGAUGGACAGAUCACUACCCACAUCAACUUUCCCAGGGUCAUCUUCAAUAAGACGCAUCUUCACGACGAGUGCCUGGAUUACUGGGUAGCGCUAGUACGUCGCGAGCAGCUUCCGAGCGGCGGUCGUCAGCGAACCAUGGUUGCCCACGGGUGCUUCCGAGCCCAGCCGUACUGGAUGUGGAAAAAUAGGCAAAUGCUUAAGCACCUCACCCUACGACAGAUGAUGAUACCGGGAACGCACAAUUCGGGCAUGUAUUCCUUCUAUAACCCUCGAGCAAUUAGGGUCGUCGCCGACUUUAAGUAUACGCAGGAAGAGGACAUCUUUAAUCAACUCGCUUAUGGGAUUCGUUGUCUUGACCUUCGAGUUUCGGCCUCUGGAUCAACGCACAGCCCGAAAUAUAAAAUAGCUCACGAUGUCCUCUCCGGCGAUGCCAGCGUUCUCGAGGUCCUACGACAGGUUAAAGAUUUCGUCGAGGUCACUAACGAAAUUGUGAUUUUGGACCUGCAUCGCUUUCCCAACGGAUUCGAUAAUGAGGCUGCGCAUCAGCGCUUUAUCGACUUUUUGCGCCAUGAACUUGGCGAUCUGAUCAUUCCGUAUAACACCGCACUCGACAGGUCCUUGCAACAUAUCUGGAGCAGCGAUGGUAGAGGCCGAAUUGUAGUAUGCUACAAUGCGCGACUUCUCACGGUAAACUCAUCUCUUCACCUCGGGGUUCGCCACCUUUGGGCGGAUACUAAUCUACCCAAUACUUUGAAGUCCUACUUCGAUAGAAAGGUAUGUGAGGCUGAAAAGUAUGGCCUAUAUUAUUUCCACGCUGCCAUGGCCGAGCUGACGCCAACGGUCGUGAAUAUCAUCUUUGAGGGUCACAAGGGCGGCUUGCGUAAGAUGGCCGACGAAACAAACCCACUUGUGGCUCGAUGGUUCCGACGUGAGUAUCGAACCUGCGCCAACAUUGUUGCUACCGACUUUUUCCUCGGGGCCGACAUCGUCAGCGUCGCCAUCCAGAGCAAUAUCGAGCGGUCAAAACUGUAUCGUAUAAAUUAGUUAGCUUUGACACCAUAUGUCUGCGCAGUGUCCCGUACUUUGGCCUGGUACGCUUAUGUGCGUCUGUGUGUGUACGUCUAAACGUCUUACGUGCGCGUUUAUUCUGUGUAUAUGAUAUGUAAUUCAGAGAUACUUGAAAACGAAUGAAAACGUAACAGCAAAAUGUUUGUCGUCCACAAAUUAAAUGAUUUGGAUUAUGUAAACUGUAUAUAAUUAUUCUAAAGUGUAAAAAAUCAUUCUAAAAAAAAAAGUUACCGUUGAUAUAUCUAGGCUUUGCUGGAGGACGUGAACCAUACAGAUUACGACAAGAAUACAAAGCUAACCGCAGCGAAGAGGUACCGUGAUAGGUAGAACAUCGUCUACAUUGUAUAUAUAUAUGUAAAUAACAAGCAGACAAACCAAAAGGAUCUAGCAGAAGGGUCUGCUGGAUUCUUAAACAUGAAAUAAAAUCUUA